This is a messenger RNA of Branchiostoma belcheri (Belcher's lancelet), 4343 nucleotides long. RefSeq names its product chloride channel protein 2-like. Gene Ontology annotation, biological process: transmembrane transport; chloride transport. Bases 19 to 2751 code for a protein of 910 amino acids. Gene Ontology annotation, cellular component: membrane. The record is from RefSeq and is a predicted model, not a curated record. The transcript is spliced from 24 exons. Gene Ontology annotation, molecular function: voltage-gated chloride channel activity. NCBI's taxonomy places the organism in Eukaryota, Metazoa, Chordata, Leptocardii, Amphioxiformes, Branchiostomatidae.
UGCUCAAAAAAGGACAAAAUGGCGGAGGCGGCGGCACCGAAGUCGCAGCUCGACUACGAGCAAACUUUGAUGUAUGGCAAAUACACCAAAGAGCUUGGUGACUAUGCACGGGUGGAAGCGGAGAAACUGCGGGCCCAGCGAGAGAGGAGGCGAGAAAAGGAGCGCAGGGCGGCCUUCAUGAAAUACAAGGAAGAGUCGCGGUGGCAGAGAUGCAAAUCGUACAUGAUCUGGUGCAGAAAUGUUGUGUUUGCCAAGAUCGGAGAAGACUGGAUCUUCCUGCUGCUCCUGGGUGUGUCCAUGGCUCUUCUCAGCUUCGCUAUGGACUUCACCAUCGCAAAGUGCCAGAAAGCUCACUACUGGUUGUACAUGGAGCUGUCCCAGUACCCCCUGCUCCAGUACCUGGCCUGGGUCAUGUUUCCUGUCAUCUUCAUCUCCUUCUCAGCAGGGUUCACACAUAUUGUCUCAGCUAAUGCUAUAGGUUCAGGUAUCCCUGAGAUGAAGACCAUCCUGCGGGGAGUGGUGCUGAAGGAGUACCUGUCCUUCAGAACUCUCGUCGCCAAAAUCGUCGGACUCAUCACAGCCUUGGGAAGCGGGCUUCCCCUCGGCAAGGAGGGUCCGUUUGUACACAUUGCCAGUAUGGUUGCCCAACUUCUCAGUAAACUUGUCACCUCUUUCAGAGGUAUCUAUGAGAAUGAGUCCAGAAACAGUGAGAUGUUAGCUGCUGCCUGUGCUGUGGGAGUGUCCUGUAACUUCGCAGCACCAAUCGGAGGCGUGUUGUUCAGUAUAGAGGUAACAUCCACGUACUUUGCGGUGAGGAACUACUGGCGUGGGUUCUUCAGUGCAGUUUGCGGUGCCUUCAUCUUCAGACUACUGGCUGUGUGGAACAGGGAGGAAGAAACCAUCACAGCCUUGUUCAAGACCCAGUUCAGAGUAGACUACCCCUUUGAUGUACAGGAGCUGUUGGCUUUUGCAGUCAUAGGGAUUGUGUGUGGGUUUGGAGGUGCCCUGUUUGUGUACUUCCACAGACAAGUUGUGUACUUCAACAGGAAGCACAGGAGACUGACUUACUUUCUACAGAAAAACCGGUUCAUCUAUCCUGCCAUCAUCGCGUUUAUCUGUUCAUCUCUCACCUUUCCCCUGGGGCUGGGGCAGUACAUGGCUGGGGAGCUGACGCAGAAAGAAGCGAUAAACGAGUUGUUUGACAACCACACGUGGACCAAAGGUCAGGCUGACGUGGACGAGGAACUCAUCAUCAGUCACUGGAAACAUCCUCAGUCCAACAUCUUUGUCACACUCGUUAUCUUCAUUGUCAUGAACUUCUGGAUGUCAGCCAUGGCUGUGACGUUACCUGUUCCAGCUGGGGUCUUCAUUCCUGUGUUUGUACUAGGAGCUGCAUUUGGCCGGCUGGUGGGUGAGAGCAUGGCCGCCUGGUUUCCCCUGGGGGUCAGGUCAGAUGGGAUCCCCCACAGGAUCAUCCCUGGGGGGUACGCUGUAGCAGGUGCUGCGGCAUUAUCAGGAGCGGUAACGCACACUGUUUCCACGUCUGUUAUCGUGUUUGAGCUGACAGGGCAGAUUGCACACAUCCUCCCCGUCCUCAUCGCUGUUCUGGUCGCUAACGUGAUCUCACAGUGGCUCCAACCAUCCAUCUACGACAGUAUCAUACAGAUCAAGAGACUGCCCUACCUGCCUGACAUCGGGAGUGGGGGCUCAGGAAGGGCCCACAAUGUGUAUGUGGAAGACAUCAUGGUGAGAGAAGUCAAGUUCAUCUCCUACAUCUCCACAUACAAGGAGCUGAAGGACCUGCUCAACAGUUGUCGACUCAGUUCCUUUCCAUUGGUGGAUGCACCAGAGUCCAUGAUCCUGCUGGGUUCUGUGAAAAGGUGGGAGCUCGAUGACAUCAUGGAAGACCACCUAAGUAACGCCAGGAGACGCCUGGUGAUGUCACACACCAACCACCCAUCAGUGCGAUUCAAUGCAGCAGGAGAUGGAGAUAUUGAGAUGAAAGACAUCAGAGUGGUUCAUCGGGAGGAGGAGGAGGAUAAAGAGGAGGAGGAGGCAGCAGCAACCAACCAGGAGACAGUAACAGUGGUCGACUUCAACAGACAUGGUAUCAGUGCUGCCCCUGCUGCUGCCCCUCCCAAGUCCAUACUGAAGAAAAGCCCCAUAUCCAGUCCAACCACUACUCCCAAUGGCAGUCCUAAAGCCAAGAAGAAAUUUGACUAUCCCAACCCAGCCCAUGAGAGUCCCUACAGAAGUAUGUUCAGGCCAAGAGAGGACACACCAGAUAUAGAAGAGUUGGCUGACAUAGGAGACCUCACUCCUGAACAGUUAGCAGAGUGGGAGGAAGAGCAGCUACAGGACAGAAUUAACUUUGACGCCGUCACCAUCGACCCAGCACCCUUCCAGCUGGUGGAGAGGACAUCUCUACAUAAAGUGCACUCCCUCUUCUCUCUCCUGGGUCUUCACCACGCCUACGUCACCACCAUCGGCAGGCUUAUAGGGGUCGUCUCACUCAAGGAGGUUCGGAGAGCGAUUGAGGGAACUCAGGAGGACCAGACGGAAGUGCCUAGGAGAAGAAAAAUGUCCAACGACAUUCCGAUGUCGAACUUGGACCAUGCGGAAUCUUCUUCGGAUGAGGGGGAGGACAACCGGCUUAUGUCGGACAGUAGUGAAGAGGGAGCGACGAGACAAGAGUUUCGUUUUACCGUGACAGAUGUGGACGCAGAAGGUAUAGAGGACAGCAAAGUUUAGUCGGACCAUUACAGUUUAACUACAAUUCUGAAUAUUAAGUUUUUUCAUAGAACUAUGCCACAAGUAUGUCACACUGAAGAGCAUGUCAGCAGAAUGUACUGUGUUUGUGGAAAACCUGUAAUGUAUUUAUUGCACAUAGCAGAACGCUUGUUUAAGGUCGUAUUGGUGUAUUUAAGGAUGGCAUCCUGUCUACAGUUUCCAAGUGUUGUUGCAGAAAAGAUAUAAUCUGCAAUGCGCAGAUUUCUGAUUUAAUGUUGACCAAACAUUUAAUGAAAACCGUGAAAAAUUUUGGGUUUGGUGCAGGUGCCGUACGUUCUGCUGACAUUCUACACCUAAUUGUGUAGGGUUGUGCAUUUCAAAUUUUACAAAAUGUUACCCACUUUGUAUUCAUGUUAAUCCAUAAGGUUAUACAAUGUACUGUUGUCACUAACAUUUAUGUGUUACUCAUCCAACUAAUAUGUGCCUCUGAACUUAAAACAGAAAGGGCUUUGCUUCUUCACAGACUUUGCCUCAGAAUAGAUUAUUCUAUUUGUAAAAUGGAAAUCAUACCGUUUUGACUUGUCAAGCUGAUUAUGUUGAUGAGCUUCGUUUGCACCGUUUUGUCAUUAACAAAAUAUAUAUUACAUGUUCAUGUUCAUCUGUGACUAUACAUGUAUACUACUAGUACUAUACAUAGACCAAAUGAUGUUUGUUAGUUCAUAAGUUAACAAUUUGCACACAUCCAAGUGCUUGAUAUGACUUUUUGACAUGAUAUCCAGAAUAAGGUGUAGUUUGAUAUCAUUAUGCAAAUUGAUAAUUAUGAACAUCAAUUCUUAGAUUUUGUAUCAGUGAAAGUUAUUAAAUGAUGUACAUUAUAUGUAUAUUUCUAAUUACUGAAGUAGUAUUGAUGAUUUUUGUCCAUCGCUGUCUAAAGUAUCUUUAGUUCUCAGAAUCCGAGUUUUUUUGUUUGUUUUUUAUUGCACAUUCGUAUCACCAAUUGUGUUGCUAUGUGUUAGUGUCAAAAAUAUUCCUUACCGAAUGCAAUAACAUGUUGCUAUACAUGUUGUACGUAGUUCAUUUAUUUGCAUACCUAAUGUGGCAAUGUUUAUCAUGCGUGGAUAAGUGCAAAUAACUAGAAAGGUAACAUGCAAAGCAAAUGCAUAAUGUUUACCUUCACAUGAUCUAGCCUAAUAUGACUAACAACAGAACAAUGUUGAGCACUAUAUUUUAGACAACUUUACUCAGUGUGUUUCAGAAAUUGACUACUAGUAUUUAGCCUUGACUGGAUUUAAGAAAUCCAUAGUUUGUGUGUAAAACAUGUUUGAAUUUGUCACCUAAAGUCUUUUUUAUGUGUCAACAUGUUUGUACAUAUAGGAGCACGUUAUAGCUUCUAUUGUAGCCAAAUGUAACAAUUCCUGUACAAAGUCUUUCGAUAAUUUCUCAGAAUGUAAUAAAUAACUGUAGAAAGAUGCUGUUAAUAUGCAACAGAUAGCUGUGGAAAGCUUUCUGUAGGUUAGACACUCUACCAACCCUUAUGUACAGUGUACGUAUAAUGCAAGUUUCUUACAAACCUGCACAAUAGAUGCAGCUUCUUUAUUUUGAUAAUAAAGACU